UGUAUGCAUGUACAUCUGUGUGAAGGUGUCGGAUCUUGGAGUUAUGGAUGGUUGUGAGCUGCCAUGUGGGUGCUGGGAUUAUGAACCCGGGUCCUCUGGAAGAGCAGUCAGUGCUCUUAACCGCUGAGCCAUCUCUCCAGCCCCUCGUUUCUGCCUUUGUUGUUAUUGUUGUUGCUGAGUUUUUGUUGUUUAUUUGAAACAGGGUCUUGCUAUGUAGCUGGAGCUCUCAAAUUCUGGAGCGCUAGACUCUGAAGCCAGGACUGUGUUUAUUGGUGGUUUAAGGCUUGGGUAUGAUUAUGUGCUUGAAUACUCUGAGAGUUUGUGUGUGGUUUUGUGGGUGUUGGUUUUGUUUGUUCACUUGAAGAUAGUGCCUACCAAGCAGCCUAGUUUACCUAUAAUCCUCCUGUCUCUCUAGCUGCUAUACCUGUGUAUGGAUGGGUUUUUUUGUUUUUUGAAACAAUGUCUCUCUGACCUGGAACUCCCUAUGUAGGCCACAAACUCACAGAGAUCCUCCUGCCUCUGUCUCCUGAAUCCUGGGAUUAAAGCCAUGGGCCACCAUGCUUGGCUUGUAUAUGAAAUCAUAUGUGUUUAUCUCUGCCUUCCUGGUACCUGACUGUUGUGUGACAAAACUUUUCCUGGGGAGACAAACACACUUCUCUACUCAUCCCAGAUGAAGAGCUCGUGACAGAUGAAACCGCACAGGUUUUGCUUCUGGUGGACCACUAAGAGUGGAGGCCUGCAUCCUUGGCUGUUCCAGGUUAGGAAGAAGAGCGGGCUUUCUCUGCCUGGCUCCUGAUUGCUCAUCAGCACUGGAGGAUCUGCUCUGCCCACACACUGUCCGACUUCGGAGCUAGAGGGUGAGGCCUCCAGAAGAGUUCCACAGAGUCAAGAGGCUGUGUGAUACAGAUCUUCAUGAGCCGGUACCAGGCCGCCCUGCUGGGUCUAGGCCUGGUACUCAUGCUCCUACUGUAUGUGGGGCUGCCUGGCCCACCUGAGCAGACUCCCCAGCUCUGGAGAGGUUCCAAUGUCACAGUCCUGGCUGGUCUCACCAGAGGCAACUCUCAAAUUUUUUACCGUGAGGCGCUGCCAAUCCAGCAGACACAUAGGCCACAAGUUGUGUUUCUCCACGGAAAGGCAUUUAAUUCCCACACAUGGGAGCAGCUGGGCACGCUGCAGCUACUGUCAAAGAGGGGUUACCGGGCUGUGGCCAUUGACCUUCCAGGUUUUGGGAACUCAGCAUCUUCAAAGGAGACAAGCACUGAGACGGGUCGAGCGGAGCUGCUGGAACGAGUGCUGCGGGACCUAGCGGUGCAGAAUGCUGUAUUGGUGAGCCCCUCGCUGAGUGGCAGCUAUGCCCUACCCUUCUUGAUGCGAAGCCACCACCGGCUACGUGGAUUUGUGCCCAUUGCACCCACCUCCACCUGGAAUUACACACGGGAACAAUUCUGGGCCGUGAAGACACCAACUCUUAUCCUCUAUGGGGAACUGGACCACACCUUGGCCCGAGAGUCACUUCGGCAGCUCCACCACCUGCCCAACCACUCCGUGGUAAAGCUACAUAACGCGGGCCAUGCCUGCUACCUCCACAAGCCGGAAGCUUUCCACCUCGCCCUUCUUGCCUUCCUUGACCAUUUGCCUUGAAUGAACUCACUUCCCAGGACUGACCUUGAAGGGUCUAGACCAUCUCUUUCCUCUUCCAGGAUGGUAGUCCUUGACUGGGAUUGGGGGAUAGAGGAUCAAGCCUAGCCAGGACUUUUGAUUUCAUUUCACAGGCACAAUAAAGAAAAGCCUCUUUGUCUCUCCUGGA
This is a messenger RNA of Psammomys obesus (fat sand rat), 1807 nucleotides long. RefSeq names its product abhydrolase domain containing 14A (gene Abhd14a). The transcript has 6 exons. Gene Ontology annotation, cellular component: cytoplasm. The record is from RefSeq and is a predicted model, not a curated record. NCBI's taxonomy places the organism in Eukaryota, Metazoa, Chordata, Mammalia, Rodentia, Muridae. Bases 913 to 1641 code for a protein of 242 amino acids.